Panicum virgatum (switchgrass) is the source of this 1161-nucleotide messenger RNA. Its product is annotated as agamous-like MADS-box protein AGL65. The record is from RefSeq and is a predicted model, not a curated record. The transcript is spliced from 10 exons. Gene Ontology annotation, biological process: regulation of transcription by RNA polymerase II. The coding region runs from base 1 to 1161 and encodes 386 amino acids. Gene Ontology annotation, molecular function: RNA polymerase II cis-regulatory region sequence-specific DNA binding; protein dimerization activity; DNA-binding transcription factor activity, RNA polymerase II-specific. NCBI's taxonomy places the organism in Eukaryota, Viridiplantae, Streptophyta, Magnoliopsida, Poales, Poaceae.
AUGGGGAGGGUCAAGCUGAAGAUCAAGAAGCUGGAGAACAGCAGCGGGCGGCAGGUCACCUACUCGAAACGGCGGUCGGGCAUCCUCAAGAAGGCCAAGGAGCUGUCCAUACUGUGCGACAUUGAUCUCAUCCUCCUCAUGUUCUCGCCCUCGGGGAAGCCGACCGUCUGCAUCGGCGAGAAGAGCAACAUUGAGGAAGUCAUAGCAAAAUAUGCGCAGCUUACCCCUCAGGAAAGGGCUAAAAGGAAAUUGGAGAGUUUAGAAGCCCUGAAGAAGACUUUCAAGAAGCUAGACCACGAUGUAAAUAUUCAGGACUUCUUAGGCUCUGGGGGUCAGACAGUCGAGGAGUUGUCAAGCCAUAUCGGUUCAUUGCAAUGUCAAAUGGCAGACGUUCAAAAGCGCCUCAGUUAUUGGGGUGAUCCUGAGAAGAUUGAGAAUAUCGAUCACAUAAGAGGAAUGGAGCAAUCACUCAAAGAAUCUCUUAACCGCAUCCGAAUCCAUAAAGAGAACUUCGCAAAGCAACACCUGAUCGGCCUGCAGUGUGCUGCUGCUCAGUUCCAGACCGACAUGCAGUUGCCUCUGGGACUGACCGGUGACCCGGGCCCUUCGUCGUGGUUUCAGAACGGCGGUGCUGAUGGGCAGCAAACAAUGAUGCUACCAGACGACUCCGGCCUGCUUCAUCAGAGGGACAUCGGUUGCUCGACGAGCACGUCGCUGCAGAGCUACCCGGGCUACUUCAGCAUGAGCAAGCAAUCGACGGACACCGGCGGCGGCAGCGAGCAUGGGCAGCCGGCGGUGCACCAGCAGCCGCCGGACUUCGGCCAAGCCGAGUGCCUGACGCACCUGGGCGCACAGUUCCCGUACACGCCCUUCGACACAAGCCUCUUCAACGAAAGGAUGUUCAGGCCGGACGCCAUGGAGCUGCACGACGGCAGUGCGGGCAUCGACUUCGGCGGCGGCCACUUUGGCAUGCCCAGGCCCGGCGACGAGGCAAGCUUCCAAAACUGGGCAUCGGCAGCAUGCGGCGCGGCCAUGUUCGACCACCAUCAGCAGCAGCAGCAUCACCAGCAGCAACAGCCAUCUUCUGCACAAGUGAGUUCCAUGUCCGAGCUCAUGCAAGUGCCCGUACACAAGAACGACUUGCAUUUGCCAUUACUGUAA